Penicillium roqueforti is the source of this 1161-nucleotide messenger RNA. RefSeq names its product isopenicillin N synthase family dioxygenase. Lineage: Eukaryota; Fungi; Ascomycota; Eurotiomycetes; Eurotiales; Aspergillaceae. The record is from RefSeq and is a predicted model, not a curated record. The transcript has 3 exons. Bases 1 to 1161 code for a protein of 386 amino acids.
AUGUCGGGUUCAUCAUCUUUCACUUCAAUCCCUAUUCUGGAUUUCUCUCAAGCGCUAUCCCCAUCUAAACCCGCCUUCCUAGCAAGCCUUCGCGACGCCCUAGUGAAUGUUGGCUUUUUCUAUCUUCGAAAUGCUCCGAUUUCGGACCAAACCCAAGAUCGGUUUAUAGAAAAGGCCCUAGGUCUUUUUGAACUACCACUAGAGAAAAAGCUUGAAAUCGAAAUGGUCAAUAGUCCGCACUUUUUGGGCUACUCAAGGCUUGGUGCAGAAAUUACGGCUUUGAAACCUGAUUAUCGUGAACAAUUCGAUGUAAGCUUGGGCUGUAUUGUUUCUUCGGAUAUCUAUGAACACUUUUGUCAGUUCGCAACCGAACUCCCUGCACCUGGUCCAGACGAGCCUUUAUACAGGAAUGUCGUUGGUCCUAACCAGUGGCCGGAUGAAACGGCAAUCCCCGGAUUUCGGGAAUCUCUCGACACAUAUCUGUCUGAAGUGAGCAACCUAGCGGAGUUGUUCCCAGGAUUGAUUGCAGAGGCCUUAGACCUUCCAUCAACUGCAUUCGAUCAGGUCUUUGAUACUCCCCAGCAACACAAACUGAAGUUGAUCAAAUACCCUCCCCCACCUGCAACUAGCAAUGAGGAUUCCGGAUUUCAAGGUGUUGGUCCUCACAAAGAUUCCGGAUUCCUCACAUUCCUUUUGCAGGGUACACCUCACCAUGGCCUCGAGGUCCAAAAUAAGGCUGGGACAUGGAUCCCCGCGCCGCCACUCCCGGGAACGUUGGUUAUUAACAUUGGCCGCUCCCUGGAGGCGCUGACUGGGGGUAUCUGCACGGCAACGACUCAUCGGGUAAGCUUACGGCAGGAGAACUUCCAAGACAAUGGGAGUAAUCUAGGGUCUAGGUUUUCCUUCCCGGUUUUCCAGGGAGUGAGUCUCGAUCUUUCUGCCGAGAAGAUCUCUUUGGAUAUUCCAGCUCAUAUCCGUGCCUUGGUGGAAAAUGACAAGGUCAAAUCAGAUGCAGAGGCAACUUUUAACGAAAUAUUCCGUGGGUGCAUUGGCGAGGGAACCUUCAUUGCUCGGGUGACCAGUCACCAAGAUGUUGGGCAGCGAUGGUAUCCGGAAGUCUUGAUGAAAGCAUUGAAGGGUCAGAAGGAUUUCCUUAGCUGA